AUGAAUGAGGUGAAAGAGUCCCUGCGGAGCGUGGAGCAGAAGUACAAGAUCUUCCAGCAGCAGCAAUUCACCUUCAUCGCGGCCCUGGAGCACUGCAGGGAGAACGCCCACGACAAGAUCCGGCCCAUCUCCAGCAUCGGGCAGGUGCAGAGCUACAUGGAGCACCACUGCAGCAACUCCACAGACCGGCGCAUCCUGCUCAUGUUCCUGGACAUCUGCUCGGAGCUCAGCAAGCUCUGCCAGCACUUCGAGGCCCUGCACGCUGGCACCCCCGUCACCAACAACCUCCUUGAGAAAUGCAAGACCCUCGUGAGCCAAAGCAAUGACCUGAGUAGCCUGCGAGCCAAAUACCCCCACGACGUGGUGAACCACCUCAGCUGUGACGAGGCCCGGAACCACUACGGAGGUGUGGUCAGCCUCAUCCCCAUCAUCCUAGACCUGAUGAAAGAGUGGGUCGCCCACUCGGAGAAGCUGCCCCGCAAAGCGCUGCACCAAGUGAGUGAGCCCCAGGCAGCCACGCUGGCCACCACGCACACUCCCCAGGCCUCGGGCACCCAGCCCCAGCUACGGAAACAAAAUUGUGGGCAACUGACACAGAACAUCCCCAAACCUGGGGGGAAAGACCAAGGAAGUUCAAAACCGCCCUGGAGACCAGCCGGUGGGAAACUGUAA
Rangifer tarandus platyrhynchus (Svalbard reindeer) is the source of this 672-nucleotide messenger RNA. Lineage: Eukaryota; Metazoa; Chordata; Mammalia; Artiodactyla; Cervidae. The record is from the annotation of a GenBank genome assembly.